Messenger RNA from Echinostoma caproni, 660 nucleotides. The record is from the annotation of a GenBank genome assembly. Lineage: Eukaryota; Metazoa; Platyhelminthes; Trematoda; Plagiorchiida; Echinostomatidae.
AUGGCAGCCAAGCUCGGUUACUGGAAACUUAGAGGACUCGGUCAACCGAUUCGUUUGUUACUGGAAUUCGUGGGCGAUCAUUACGAAGAGGUCCAGUACAGCGAAGGGGAUAGGGAGAAAUGGCAAAGCGAGAAGUUCAACUUGGGUCUGGAUUUGCCGAAUUUGCCGUAUUACAUUGAUGGGCAUGUGAAACUGACACAAUCCCUGGCCAUUUUGCGCUACAUCGCCGAGAAGCAUGGAAUGACUGGCUCAACUCCGGAAGAAAGGGCGCGAAUUUCAANAAUGAUCGAAGGAGCUGCAUUAGAUCUUCGCAUUGGUUUAGCCCGAAUAGCUUAUAAUCCACAAUUUGAACAACUAAAACAGGACUACGUGAAGAACUUGCCGACGGUGUUGAAAAUGUGGUCCAACUUCCUAGGAGAGCGGAAAUAUUUGAUGGGUGACUCGGUCACUCAUGUGGAUUUCCUGCUCUACGAAGCUCUGGAUGUGAACAAACAUUUGGAACCACAUUGUCUCGAUCACUUCUCCAACCUGAUUCAAUUUAUGCAACACAUUGAGAAUUUGCCAAAAAUCAAGGCUUACAUGGCAUCGAACCGUUUCAUCAAGUGGCCGCUGCAUGGUUGGGCCGCGCACUUUGGUGGCGGUCAUGCCCCACCAUCGUAA